Molecule: messenger RNA, 1148 nt
Organism: Cantharellus anzutake
Lineage: Eukaryota; Fungi; Basidiomycota; Agaricomycetes; Cantharellales; Hydnaceae
Product: P-loop containing nucleoside triphosphate hydrolase protein
Exons: 6
Coding region: 52-1089 (345 amino acids)
Biological process (GO): mitochondrial respiratory chain complex I assembly; iron-sulfur cluster assembly
Cellular component (GO): mitochondrion
Molecular function (GO): 4 iron, 4 sulfur cluster binding; ATP-dependent FeS chaperone activity; ATP binding
Source: RefSeq, a predicted model, not a curated record
CGCAUCCAUCACGUGCACUAGCCCCGACCUCAUUCCCACGCUCUUCUAUCCAUGUCCUUCUUCUGCAUCGCCCGCCGGACUGCAGCCGAAGCUUAUCACAAGAAGGCUUCAUGUGUGCAAAUUUAUAUAAGGCAAUUCAGAUCCUCUUUUCCUUCCUCUCAUCAAAAUCCGUUGGGACUUCCGCGAUCUGGGUCUCAGCCACCACCCACGAUUCCUACUCGCGCACCAAGGAGGCAGAUCCCAAAUGCUGGAUGUGUAAUAGCUGUAGCUAGUGGGAAGGGUGGCGUAGGAAAAAGCACAGUUGCAACGAAUCUUGCAUUGGCGUUGGCCAUGACAGCGCAGACCAGUCACGGUCGCAGCCUUCGAGUUGGGUUGUUGGACUUGGAUAUCUUCGGGCCGUCAAUACCCAAAUUAAUGGGUCUUGAAAAUUCCUCUGAGCCAGAACUCACCAAAGACGGUCAUCUAGUGCCGUUGCACAACCAUUCCAUAGCAUGUAUGUCGAUGGGUUUCCUCCUUCCAAGAUCUACGGCGGGCGAUGCACCUGCCGUUGUAUGGAGGGGACUUAUGGUUCAGAAGGCAACUCAACAACUUUUGUUUGACGUUGACUGGCGAGAUGAAGGCGGACGGGGAUUGGAUGCCUUAGUCGUCGAUAUGCCUCCAGGGACUGGGGACGUGGCAUUGACAUUCGGUCAACUUGCGAAAGUCGAUGGCGCCGUUAUUGUCUCAACACCACAAGAUGUGGCAUUGAUUGAUGUAGCAAAAGGUGUUUCAAUGUUCCGAAAGGUUGACAUCCCUAUACUGGGUGUAGUCCUAAAUAUGUCGCAUUUCGUAUGCCCAUCGUGUUCGAACGCACAUCAGAUAUUUGGACCGACAACUUCAUUCCACAACAUGGCGUCCGAUAGGGGGAUACCAGUCCUCGGCGAACUGCCCCUUGUGAGCUCGGUGAGCACCGGCGGUGACUGUGGGAUUCCUGCUAUCGUUGGACAUGUUGAGGACGCGGAACGCGAGGAAUCCUCAAAUGAAGUGAAGAGAGUACUCUCAGAUAUUGCAAGGAGUGUCUGGAAAAAUGUCGGCGCUGCGAAGGGCUGAGCUUUUGUCAUGGAGAUAAAUUAUUCCACCGCUGCAACCCACUGCCGCUCUCAAGCUUG